Messenger RNA from Dendronephthya gigantea, 3513 nucleotides. RefSeq names its product cartilage oligomeric matrix protein-like. Gene Ontology annotation, cellular component: extracellular region. The transcript is spliced from 21 exons. Lineage: Eukaryota; Metazoa; Cnidaria; Anthozoa; Malacalcyonacea; Nephtheidae. Bases 289 to 3159 code for a protein of 956 amino acids. The record is from RefSeq and is a predicted model, not a curated record. Gene Ontology annotation, biological process: cell adhesion. Gene Ontology annotation, molecular function: calcium ion binding.
CUUUGUGAUGUUAUCUAAGUGUAAUUAAUGGUUAAACACUUCGGUAAGCAACGGUACGAUUGCAUUCUGGUCACGCAAAGGAUCUCACAUAAAACGCAGACUAGAUUCUAGCAAGGUAUUCACAAACAGAACGGUGCAGUCUCGUCGUACUAGACUCGAUUGCCGCUUCUUUCGACCAUUGCACGAAGUCAAAUUAAAGUCUGCAGAUUUUGGUGAAAAAGAGACACAGAAAGAGCUCUAUAUAGCGGUUGCGAUCUAAAGUAAAACUUCAGCAAGAAGCUUUAAAAGAUGUUCGCAAGCACCGUACAAACACUCAUUACGGCAGCCAUGUUGCUUUCCUGCAAAGCAGUAGAAAUAAAUUUGCUGGAUGACUUUGAGAUAAACGAAGGCAUGGAGAAUAUUCAGGAAACAACAGGACUGCAAUACGAGGGAAGAGCGUUUGAGUUUGGCGACGUGAAACAGGACUUGAUGAAGAAAGGGAAACUGCCCAGCGAGAUAGGAAAACAAGCGAAGAUUUACGCAGGUUUCACCGUGACAGCAAAUGUUAAAAUUCAAAACAACCAGGAGUGCGCUUUAUUGUGGAUUGAGACAAUAUACACUCAGCCUCUUUUGGGUAUUUGGAUCAUGUGCAAUGACGACAGUUGCCGUUUGACUAUGCUCUACAUGAUCCACAGAAGAUCCUACGAGGUCCAAUUUGACAACAUAGGACCCCUUUACGACGAAGAUUGGCACAAGCUAGUUGUCCACGUUCAGGGUGUCAAAAAAUCACAGAGUCCAGUUGCAUCGGUGUAUGUUGAUUGCGCAAAGCAGGAUGAAAAAGCAUUGAAGAGUAACUACAAUAUAUUGAUACCAUUUGUCAAUAAGAAACCAACGUCAUCAAAUAUCUGGCUUGCACAGAGAUCACGAGGCCGUAGAGGGGGAUUUGAGAGACCUUGGAAGGGAAGUCUACAAAAUCUCAAGUUCGUCUUCAACCGCGAUAUUGAGAAGCUAACUGAUCAAACAGUUUGUUCAAAUUUGAAAGGAACAAGACGCAAGCAAUAUUCUCCUCCUGUGACCGAGAAUGUCUCUAUUGCAACGGAUCCACAAGAAGUGGAUAUAAACAGCAUCAAUGGUCCCUUGCGAGGAAUGGCCUCUCACGUUUCUCAACUUGAAAUCAUUCUAAGUAAUCAAGUUGAAGAGACGAAAUAUCUCCGUCGAAUGAUUGAGAAUUUCCACUAUGCUGACAGAAGAGUGACUUCAUGUAACCUAAGGCCAUGCUAUCCAGGCGUGUUAUGCAUCGAUACUCCCGACCACACCCCAGGGUACCGAUGUGGGAAUUGUCCAAUGGGUUUGGAAGGAGACGGAGUGAACUGUACUGAAUUAGACGAGUGCAAACACAAUCCCUGUUUCAAUGGCGUAAAAUGUACGAACUUCCCGGAGGGUUACAAAUGCGGACCAUGUCCUGUUGGUUACCGGGGGGGAGCAGUCAUGGGGAAUGGAAAGGAACAUGCGAUGAAAAAACAGGUCUGCGUUGAUAUUGACGAAUGCUCAAUCCCAAAUACCUGCGCACGUUUCUCUGAUUGCAUGAACACUUUGGGAAGUUAUAAGUGUGGCGAGUGCGAAGAGGGAUAUUACGGCAACCCGUAUGUGAAUUGUGAAAGAAAAAUAUACUGUUCAGGAGCCGCGGAAACAAAUCCUUGUGAUAAAAAUGCGCUGUGCAUCAGCAAACACCAUGGACGAUCGUUUGAGUGCUCAUGCAAAGUUGGGUACACCGGAGAUGGUCUUUAUUGUGGCAGGGAUUCUGACCUGGAUGGUGUUCCAGACUACGCUCUUGCGUGUACUGGACCUCAAUGCACGAAGGAUAACUGUAAAGACUUCCCCAACCCAGAUCAAAGCGAUCUCGACAAGGAUGGUGCAGGUGAUGCCUGUGAUAACGAUAUGGAUGGAGACGGUGUACCUAAUGAAAGAGACAACUGCCCUAAAGUAGUCAACGCUGACCAAAGGGCCUCUGACAGCGAUUCUCACGGCGAUGCCUGUGACAACUGCCCUACCGUGGUAAAUGAGGAUCAAUUGGAUCAUGAUGGCGUGGGUCAGGGAGACGCUUGUGAUACAGAUAUGGAUAACGAUGGUGUUAUAAACAGACGUGAUAAUUGCCCUGUAACUCGAAAUUCAGACCAACGUGACGAGGACGGAGAUGGUAUCGGGGAUGUUUGCGAUAACUGUCCAGAAGUGUAUAAUCCUCGACAGGAAGACACUGACCACGAUUUUGUAGGAGACGACUGUGAUAAUGACAGAGAUAGGGACAGAGAUGGCGUACAGGAUUCUCUGGAUAACUGUCCUUACAAUGCAAAUGCUGCUCAGUUAGAUAAUGACAAAGACAGGGAAGGCAACACAUGCGAUAAUAAUGACGACAAUGAUUACCUGAUUGAUAUCCAUGACAACUGUCCUCUCAUUUCAAAUAGCUAUCAAAAACUCUCUGCUGCUCACGGUCGAGGUGAAGAAUGUAAACACGAUUAUGACGGAGACAGAGUGAAGGAUAAAAAUGACGCUUGUCCACACGAUGCCACGAUGACCGCUCUGGACUUUACAGAUCAUAUCGUGUUCCGUCCUGGUGGGGAGUCCACAAUCAACACAGCAGCUUGGAAGGUUGAUAAUGAUGGUAGACAAGUUACCAAGGGAGUAGAUAACGGCGACUCCAUCUUUAUUGGCAACCGUGCAUUUGAAUCAGCAGAGUUUAACGGCACGAUCUAUGUGAAUAGUGAUGGCGAUGGCACCGUGGGCAUCAUCUUUGGAUUCCAAAGCGCAAAGAUUUUCUACAUCGUCAUGUGGCAGAAAUCUCUGCCUGGUGCCGGCUUUGUUAUCAAGGAAGUCAAAUCGUCCACAGGACCUUCUCGAGAUCUAUUUGACGCUCUUAAAAACUCGCAAAGCGUAUCCCGACAGACUAAAAUUUUGUGGGAGGAUCCCAAGAAGCAGGUUUGGGAACACCGUACAGCUUACAAGUUCAUUGUGCGCUUGAAUUCACGUAAAAAGGCGAGAGUGGACGUAUACAAAGGAAGUGACAAAAUUAUCAGUUCCCCCGAGCUCUACGCUGAUUUAUACCGUGGUGGACGUUUGGGGAUGUUUUCCUUUAAUCAGCAUCACGUCAUCUGGACAGCAUUGGAUCUGAAAUGUCUCGACUAGUGGAAUAGGUUGUGAAUGAACGAGCAGAAAGUUUUCAAAUCGAGAUCUACAAGUGAUAUAAACUUGUUGUCAAGAAGAGAUGAACAUAUAUAAAUAUAUAUAGCAAGAAAUCUAUACAAUAUACAAUGCAUUUGGUUUAAUUUUUUAUACCAUUGUGUAUUCUAUACCGAGUGUAUUGCCUUCUUGGAUAAAUUAUUAACCAACGCAAGAUUUAGAACAGGACAUACAAGAUCAAUUGCAUGGCGACAUGUUUGUGAUAAAUGUCCAAUAUAUUCAAAAAUUUCAAUAAAAUAUAUGCAUGUAUAACUGGAAAUGAAGCAAUGAUAUUUUGACUUGCAACGAAGCACCACAUUU